Molecule: messenger RNA, 2496 nt
Organism: Megachile rotundata (alfalfa leafcutting bee)
Lineage: Eukaryota; Metazoa; Arthropoda; Insecta; Hymenoptera; Megachilidae
Product: Chitin and LDLR binding deacetylase 3
Cellular component (GO): signaling receptor complex; plasma membrane
Molecular function (GO): protein binding; low-density lipoprotein particle receptor activity
Source: RefSeq, a predicted model, not a curated record
AGGAGGGUGAACGUUAUGUAGGAAUUAAGAUGUCUACAUUAUGACAACUGUAAUUAAGAGGACUUGUUGCAAGCGUAUAAUUAGCAAAUAAGCAUUCUAGGAGGAUCGCUAUAGGUUAAGAUAUUAUAGAAUCGUUCUUGCGAUGAAAUUUUAAUGACCUGCAUCCUUGGCCAGUAGCCUAGAAAAUAAUUACAGAAGAAUUGCAAAAGUAACAGUACAUAGGAUAAAUCCUUCAUCGAUGACCGUUAAUUAGAGUCGUUGACAAGCGUAGUCCUUGAUAGAAAUCCUAUCUCAUUAAUGUCAAGAAAGCAAACAAAAAUAAUAUUCAAAAACAUACAUUGAAAGCAACAGAAUAUUUUAAAUAUAUCUUGCGCCAGCCUACCGUCAUCUGGAACAAAUUAAGACGAUUCUAACGUCUUACAAUUUGCAACACUGACCUUCUAAAUCUCCAAUGCACGCGCAUUACUCAUGAACGGAAUGGUUUAGAAACAAGCAUGUGUCUAUUGUAAAAUACCAAUUUUACGUGGUUGCAUCAUCGUUAGUUUGGCUCGAAGAAGCGAAACAUCUUGCCGACAUCUUCGUGGAAGAUUCGGAUACGAUGGAUACAACAAGGGAAAGUGGAACUUACAGAAUUAGAUGUAAAAUGAGUAGGAUUUCGAAAUUGACGCCGUUAAGAUCUCAAGGUGGAUCGUUAGCAACGAGGAAAUGAAACUUAUCGAUUUUUCACCGCGUGAUCGCUGCUCCACAUUUUCCUGAUCGCUCGGUGAAAAUAAGCGACGCGGAAGAUGAACGGGUGAAGCGAAUACUCGUACAUGGCUCGGUUCUGGAGGGAGGUGUCAGUUGGAAAGUGCGAGCUCUUGUAGGAAGAACGAGAAACGUUUUACUGGUCAAUUGACAUGAGUUCGAAGUUGCGUUCGUUGUUUCUCUUCGCGUUCCUCUUUCCCGCGAGCACGUUAGAAGGGAAAGAGAAACCGGAAGGAGCGCCGUGUAUCGACCACAGUAAAUUUUAUCGGAAUCCCAAUACACCGGCACACAACGUUUGGUCUCCACCGGAAUGUGCCAAGUACUACUUAUGCUUAGACAACGAGGUGUUCGAGUUCAGGUGCUCGCAGGGACUUUUGUUCGACGUUUCUAGACAGAUAUGCGACUUCAAAGCUAAUGUCGAUAACUGCGACGUGACUUCAGAGACGCAAGCACCGAGACCGCUUCUCGAGAACGGCGAUUGCGAUGAGAAGCAUUUGGCUUGCGGCGAUGGUACCUGCUUCCCGGCUACAUACUUCUGCGACGGGAGCGUGGAUUGUCCCGACGGCUCCGACGAAGGCUGGUGCGAUCUUCGAAACGACCCGAACGGUGCGUUGACUUGUAAUCCCAAGGAAUGCCAUCUGCCAAACUGCUGGUGCUCCCAGGACGGGACACGAAUUCCUGGUAAUCUAACUGCCUCUACGGUGCCGCAGAUGAUAACUAUCACUUUCGACGAUGCGGUGAACGCAGAAAAUUUUGAACUCUUUUCAAAAAUAUUUUCAAACGACAGGAAAAAUCCGAAUGGCUGUCCAGUAAGAGGUACAUUCUACGUCAGUCACCAAUACACCAACUACAGGGACGUGCAAUACUUGUGGAACGUUGGACAUGAAAUUGCGGCGCAUUCCGUCACGCAUCGAGGUCCAGAGGAUUGGUGGUCGAGGAACGCCACCAUCGAGGACUGGUUCGACGAGAUGGUUGGCAUGGCGAAUAUCAUUCACGAAUACGCUGCAGUUCGUUUAAAGGACAUUCGAGGUUUAAGGGCACCGUUCCUACGCGUUGGUUGGAAUCGCCAGUUCCUGAUGAUGUCGGAAUUCGGAUUCGUUUACGAUUCGUCCAUGCUGGCACCGUUUUCUGAUCCUCCCAUCUGGCCAUAUACUUUGGACCACAAACCUCCACACGAUUGCGUAGGUCCGGAACAGCUUUGUCCAACGCGAGCUUACCCGGGCCUCUGGGAGCUUCCGAUAAAUCAACUUUUGGCAGGUAAUUACCAUUGUUCUUGUCAGGAUUAUGUUUGCACGAAAAUGGAUACCUGCUCUUCUAAUUUAUCAGCUGAGGACGUGUACGGAAUAUUGAUGCUAAAUUUUAAAAGGCAUUAUCAUAGUAAUCGGGCACCUUUCGGGUUGCACUUCCAUGCAUCUUGGUUUCGGGAGCCAAUGUAUUUUUAUGCAUUUAAUAAAUUCAUGGACGAUGUGCUUCGACUGAGCGAUGUUUAUUUCGUAACGAGCCAUCAGGUCAUCGAAUGGAUGCGUCAGCCAACGUCUUUAAACGCAAUCAACACCUUUAAGCCUUGGAAAUGCGGUGUGUCUCAAUUACAACCGUUUGAGGUGGCUUGUGAUUUACCAACAACUUGUAAGUUACCGAGUAGGGUACUGAAAUCGUAUCGGUAUUUGCAUACUUGCUUCGAAUGUCCUAAAGAAUACCCUUGGUUAAGAAACGAAUUCGGUUUGGAAUAAGAUGUUAUAUUUUAGGAAGGUU